This is a messenger RNA of Capronia epimyces CBS 606.96, 540 nucleotides long. RefSeq lists its product as uncharacterized. Bases 1 to 540 code for a protein of 179 amino acids. The transcript is spliced from 3 exons. NCBI's taxonomy places the organism in Eukaryota, Fungi, Ascomycota, Eurotiomycetes, Chaetothyriales, Herpotrichiellaceae. The record is from RefSeq and is a predicted model, not a curated record.
AUGCCUGCGGGUCGAAAAGACCCGUUUAUGAGCUUUGUCCGGCCUUUCAAGCCCAUCGAGCAUUUUCUCCUGGACUAUUAUGUCACAGUCGUCGUUCCCUUUUUGCGCUGUCAGGAAGACAUCUCCAUUUACCAGGAUUCCAUGACCAAGAGGUGGGUGCCAUUCGCAUUGAGAGAAGGAGGACUUCUUGACGCCGUCUUCCUGCUGGCUUGUCGACAUAUGUACCUGAGUCAUCACAACUCGCAGCAACAGCAACAAUUUGUUCAGCUUGCCUGUCAAUACAAGCUCUCAUGCACAAAGUCGUUGAGAGAUGCCAUCUCGAACGAGGUCGUCUUUAGUGACGCCACAGUCGGAACAACCCUGAUGCUAGCAUAUGACGAGCUGGUCGCCUCUGACAUUUCUAUGUAUAAAAAUCAUAUCAAAGCUGCUGUGAGAAUGGUCAACCUAAAUGGAGGACCGCAGACUCUUGGUCUAGAUGGAUUCAUGGAACAUCUCAUCUCGAACCUCUGUGCCAAGCACAAGCUGUAUGAUCAGACUUAG